CGCUGGCUCGGAGCGAGGAGUCCACAAUGUUAGUGAAGGGCAGGGACAGCACGGGAUAUGCACCCCAAAUCUGGACCAGUACCGCCUCACGCCAACGGGAGGGUGAAUGAUUCACCGACUGCACCGUGCGUGCAGAUAAGCCGUUUUCCUGCACUCUUCAACCAGACUCUUUGCAGGCACUCACUUGCACCUUGCUUGGGGACACAGAGAAGGCAAGCGCACACACAUGCACCUCGUCACUCACUCACUCACUCACUCACUCACUCACUCACAUUCACACAAAGACAAGCUGUCACACAGGCACACACACACACACACACACACACAGACACACAGACAGACACACACACACACUCACUCACUCACAUUCACACCGAGACAGAGACACACACACGCACACGCACACACACACACAGGAGGAGACCAUCUGGCCAAAGGUGGAGCGCGCUGGGAGCCAGGGCUGUCAGCUCACCAGACAAGAGCUCCUCCUGACCUGGUCCCACUCCUGCGACUUGUCUGAAACUUCAACGCUGUUCUGAAACGUGAAGCUGGAUCACACCUUAAACCUUUGCUCUUUUGGCUUCCGAACUGCACCUGGCGGUUGGUUGAGAGGGAAACGAUCACGUGGCCUGUUGUGGAGAAACGUCCGAGGAGACCUGCCGUGGUUCCUGAACAGAAAGCAGGAUUCCCUGAGGAAUAGAGUGACCGGGCUCAAUCUUAACGAAAGUAGCAUGGACGUAAUUACAGCUUUCAUAACCCAGCAUACAGAAGAGAACUUUGCAUGGAGGCUAUGCGGUAGAAGAUAAACAACAGUGGAAGCUCAUUGUGAGCCUGUCAUAUGGGAGAAGAAAGCUCUAUGUUUCCCACCUUGAGACAUAGACAAGGGGGUCCUCAAAGAAGGAAUAUGCCAAACUUCUGUUAGUGUGCUCUUUUUUUAUCCCGGACGUGGAUAACUUUCCUGGAGGAAUUGCGGCGACUACUGUUUCUUUGAGGGGGGCGUGAGCCGAACGCUGACCCCUGUCUUGGAGAGAGCUGUGGAACUGACCGCCGUGGAGGAGGAUGAGGAGGGAUCGGAGUUCUGGAUCGUUCCGGAAGGACGGUAGGGAGAAGGCCACCUCCAUACCCCGGGCGCUCAGCUGGCUUGGCCUCUCCACGCUCUCUCGCCAAACACGACGUAUCUUCCACAGCCAAGGAGAGCUGGUCAUUGGGCAACAAGGGCAGGAUGAUGACGACUGGAUCUACAGACCCCAGCACCGCAAAGCUGUGUCUAACCUGGAUGAGGAGAGCAGGUGGACUGUGCACUACACGGCGCCCUGGCACCAGCAAGAGAAUGUCUUCCUGCCAGGCAACCGGCCCCCCUGCGUGGAAGACCUUCACCGCCAGGCCAAGGUCAACCUGAAGACUGCCCUGCGAGAAUGCGAUAAGCUGAGGAAGGAUGGCUUUCGCAGUUCACAGUACUACUCCCAGGGCCCAAUCUUCUCCAGCUCCCUGUCCAACAGUAGCCUGCAGGACAUCGACGACUAUGACAAGAAGUCCACAGCGUCAUCGGCAGAAGACGAUAAGCUGUACCCCUCGAGACCCCUCACCCCCCUCAUGGGGGGUGGGCAGAAUUUUGCCACGCCUUUGCCCACCCCAGAGCAGAAGAUGAGGGAACAGGCCCAGGCUGUGCCCACUGACAUCAUCCCCAUUAAUGUCUCAGGGGAGACUUUUGACCGGCAGGCCAGUGUUCGACGCUCCUUAGUUAACACUGACACUGUGGUCAGGAGGUCCAAGAAGGUCAAAAGGAGAAAGACAAUAUCAGGGGUCCCCGACAACAUCCAGAAGGAACUAGCAGGGAAAGGACCUGAAGAUUUUCGGGCUCAGUCGAUGUACAUCCCCGGUCAGUUCUCCACGCUGGGCCGUGUGGGAAGCAUGAACUCGUCACUCCGACGCUCCGAAACACGAGACUCCAGCUGCCAGACGGAGGAGGUGAAGAUUGUGCCGCCCUCCGUAAGGCGGAUCCGGGCACAGAGGGGCCAAGGCAUCGCUGCCCAGAUGGCCAGCCUCUCGGCCUCUUCUUCCGGAAGCAUCUCUGCUGCCAGCUUUGACUGCACCGAUGCGAGGACGCCCUAUGCGUAUGCACCCCAGCUUAAUGGGGGUGGUGCACGUUUCCACAGCCUGCCCCGCCAGGGGGCACGUGUCUCCCUGAGCUCCGAGGCCAAUUACAGCAGCGCCCCUUAUAGACCGGAGGACUGCCUUGUGGGUGGUCAGGGUCAGUCCCGGCAGAUCGCCAAGCUUCAGGCCGAUGAGACGGUUGUGCACCUGAGGAACAGCCCCAGGACCGGAACGAUGCCUCGUCCCAAGUCCCAGCAGGAAGUGCGGAGAGUGCAGGGGGACCCUGCUCCCCUCCUGGUCUCCCCUCAUGCCGCCUACUCCACCUCACUGAUACCCAAUGCCACCUUGUCCAGCACUGCCCAGGUCAUCACUCUUCACACCACUGGGCACACGCAGAUGGACCGGCCAGUUGGGGCUCAGCCCCUAGCCCCACUCCGAGGAGAGAUGGGUUCACAGUGCAGCGAACCAGACGCCCCCAGCGAGUCCAGCUGCUGCUCAGAUGGGAGCUUCCAGAACUCUGCCACCUCCGCCGCAGACCAGUGGGUCUAUGACACUGCAGAGAACGUCCUACCCAAGAGGCCCCUGACAUCAAGCUGCUCCACUCCUAUAAACCACCUGUACAACAGUCUGGAGCGGCCCUCAAACUGCACAGACUCGGGCUCGCUGUGCUCCAUAGACAACGACGGCUACUACACCUCCAUGCGCCUGGACUCCGGGCUCAAGUCCCGUAGCCAGGGCAACAUCUCUGCCACCCGUCACAGCAUGUAUGAGUGCCAGCAGCAGCACUAUGGCAGUCAGGACGAACGCGCCAGUCUCUACAGCAACAGGUCGCUCUCCCGCAGCAUCUCCCUCCGCAAGGCCAAGAAGCCCCCGCUCCCGCCCGCCCGGACCGACUCGCUCCGCCGCAAGCCAAAGAAGACCGCCAGCAACGGGGCGGCGUUGAACGAGACGCUGAUUGCCAGCCUGCAGCAGUCCCUGCAGCAGGGGGGCCUGAAGGACCGGGUGGCCACCUCUUCCCCCUCUCAGAGCCCCUGCAGCGAUUAUGAGGACCCCUGGGUGCUGCGGCCGAGAAGCCAGAGCAGUGCCAGCGCUGGGAGCAGCGGGGUGUCAGCCAACGUCUACUCACUGUGUCCAGUCACACCCCCGCAGAGCGACACCAGCAGUCUGCGGUCUGACUAUGUGGAGUGGGGCUGUUAUGCCGAACUGCCACGGUCACCACUUGCCCGGUCCGUCAGCGUCGGCGGAACCCCCCGAGGGAGCCUAGGGAACGGGCCUCAGGAUCCCCUCCCCUUGCCUCUGCCACUGCCCCAGGACACUCCCAAGCCCAAGGCAGCCACAACGUCCUCCCCCGACCGGGUGCACCGGUUGACCUCGCCCUCCAGCGGCUAUUCCAGCCAGUCCAACACGCCUACGGCCGGCACACCCGUGCCCUCCUUUGUGAGAGCACUUUCCCCAGCAGGGGCACGGCCCAAACCUAAGGUGCCUGAGAGGAAGUCCUCCCUGCUCUCCUCCAUGUCCAUUUCCUCCUCUUCUACAUCCCUCUCCUCCAACACCUCCGAUUCAGCCCGGACCCCUGUCCCUCCCCCUUCCCUUCCAGUCCUUCCACUGACCCCCAACUUCUCACCCCCAGCCCUGCCUCAGCCUGUAACCCCUGAGACAGCGAAGAGCCCGCCCCUAUAUGGGUCAUCCCCUGAAUUCCCAUCCCCUCCUCCAGAGGUGAUGAUGGACGCCGUCCGGCCAGUCAACAAUGUGGUCAUUCCUCCUCCACCCCCUCCCCUUCCUUCUAGUGCCCCUAUUGUGCCCCCACCCCUGCCACUAUCCCCUACAGCUCCACCGACAGUCACUCCCCUCGCCCUGAAGAGCCUGAAAGAGACCCUCAAAUCCGUAACCUUAUUGGAUGUCAACCAUUCGCCCAAUGGGGUGAAGAAACCAGGCCUCGAUCACCCUGGAUCCACAGUGCCCCUGAUCACUGCCCAAGCUCUGCAGAUGGUCCAGCUGCGGUCUGUGAAGAAGCCGGAGAGACUUCAAAGUGCUGAAGCGACCACAAGUGCUCAGGAAACCAGGGAUGGGAAUGACUCCCCAAACGCCACACCAGAGGUGCCUAAAAAGCCAGAGCCCCCUACGGUACUGCUGCUGCCUUCCUGUGCCACCCCCACCCUAAAUGGGACACACAAGCCUCCCACGCCCGUCAAGUUCCUGAGGGACCUCCCCAAAAGCAGUAUCCCAGAGACCACGCCUGGCGCUGCUGCCAGCACUGACCCCCCCAGGGAUGCCACUCCUCUGGGACAGGCACCCCUGCCCUCAGAGCCUGCUGACGACCCCUUGCUCUCUGCCCACAUUGAUCCCGAAAGUUCUCCCGUGGUGAGCCCAAAUGACACAGUACCCAUUCCCGCACCCAAACAAAAGCCACCAGUCACCGCCAAGAAACCCAAGCUGUCCUUGUUGGCAUCCCCUCCUCCGACUCCGCCCAAGUCGUCAGCAGAGACUCCACCUAAGGUCCUGCCCCAGACUCCGACUCCACCCAAGCCCACCCUGCUGGAGGAAGAGCAGCUCCAUUCAGAGGUGGCCCUCAACUCUCAGAAUGGGACACCCAGCCCCAGGACAGCCCAGCUGGAGGGCACAGAGGAGACGGAUUCUAGAACGUCUACCCCUCCGACUCAGAGCAGGGAGUCCCUCCUCAGCGAGCUCUCGGCCAACAUCCUGCAGGCCGCCCAUGACCCCUCCAUCACCCCGGUUGCUCAGGAGCUCCCACUCAACAGUGACGAGAGCACCUCAGAAGGAGACGGACAUGGAAAUGCAGAUGGAGAUGCAGAUAUAGAUGGAGACAGAGAUGUAGAUGCGGAUGCAGAUGCAGAUGGAGAUGGCGCCAGCAGCACCACAGGCUCAGUCAGUUCUAAAGAUGAGGAAAGCGGUGAGGUGUUCGACUCCAGCACAGCCAACUCGGCGCCGGCCGCCAGCACCAACGGAGACGCGCUGGAGGACAUGGUGACGCCCACCCGCCCACGCACCACCGAAGACCUGUUUGCCGCCAUUCACAGGUCCAAAAGGAAGGUUCUGGGCCGGAAAGAAUCGGAGGAGGAUCGGUCGCGAGGCCACUCCCCGUCGCCGCCGGUCACCCCCACGGGCCCGUCCCAGGCCCUGACGUCGUCUCUGCCCCGCCCGUCCGGCCCAAUCCAGCGUAGCCUGCGCAAGUCGGCCACCAGCAGCGACAGCUUCAAAGCCCUCCUGCUGCGGAAAGGCAGCCGCACAGAAACCAGCUUCCGCAUGUCCGCCGCCGAGAUGCUCCGCAGCACCGACCCGCGGUUCCAGCGCACGCGCUCAGAGUCCUCGCUGGACCCCUGCCCCGACUCGCCCGGCCGCGGCUCCCGCAGGGCCCAGGAGGACUGGGCCCGCUGCGAGGGCGCCCUGCCCCGCCCGUCAGGGGCCUCCAGCCCCUCCUCGUCCUCUAAGUACGGCCGGGCCCGGGCCCCGCCCAUGGCCGCCAGCAGCAAGUACAACGCCCGCAGCCGCAUCCUCAGCAGCCCCAUGACGGUGAUCCGCGAGGGCGAGGGCGAGCUGGGGGAGGCGGCCGACUCACUGGACCUCCCCGCGGACCUCGCUGCCGCUCUGUGCGGGGAGAGCAGCUAGGCUACUCGCCAACGGUAACAGUGGUUACUGGUCUGACUCACUAACUGCCCCAGGGGGAGGGGCCGUCCCAGAGCUGAGCCUAACUGCCCGCCCCCCUGCCCCCUCCCUCCCCCCCCCGAGGCUCAAACGGCUCCCGCCGGCUCCCCGUUCCGGAGCCCCGAUUCCUUCCGGAUACGGAGAGCCACAGCGGGCGUGCCGGAGUCGCGCGCUACAGAUUGUGCGGUGCUCUUGUCUGAAGUGGAGUUUUUGCUGCAGCUUUCACACCGUCUCGUUUUUGUUUCCUCAUCUUUUAUAUAAGACGUAUGUACUCCCAAGAAGCAAUAUCGGACUUCCACAGGCGAAUGUAGCCUGACGUGUUUUUCCCUGUUUUGUUUUCUGUUUUUUUAUCUUGUUUUCCCCCCCUCUCUCCCCCGUUUGGAGGUCCAGAGUGUAAAGCAAGUCUAGAACUCCCAUGGCUUUCCCGCUAUGUUGUUUUCAGUACUGAAUUAAGGGAAAGCUAUGUGAGAGAAUGAAACGAUUACGUGGCCGGUUUUUCAUUGCUUUGAGAAAGAAACGAUUAAGUCACAGGUUUUUCCAUUGCUGCAGUGGUGCUACUCAUUAGACAGACAGCUAAACUGGGUCGGUGUUCUUACCAAGACCGUUGUUGUUGUUGUUGAGCCUGAGGAAAAGCGAAAGUUUCUACUGUCUGCCGCUGCUCCUUUUCAAGUUUGCAUUCCUUUCCGUUAUGGCUGCCUUUCAAAGCGUGUCGUGAGGUCAACAGUGCCACCCUCCAUUUCCCUCCAUUCUCUAAUUUGGCCUCUGCGACCAUCAGUUCCCAUUGAAGAACUGGAGGGGGGGUUGGCUUACAAGGCCUCCAUGUUGAAGGCUGCAAGGCUUUGAAAGGGGCUCACGGCUGCACAGUGAGCGGAAACAAGCACGUGUACAAGAUGGCACUAUAGAGGAGGAUUUGGGUCUAGGUUUUGAAAACCUUUUCUAGUUCUAUUUUAGUUGGUAGAUUUGCACUAUAUAUUAGUGUUUUGUUUUUGAAGACAAGACGUUGUAUUUGGGGAAUCUUUUAAUGAGUCUGUGUUUGUGUCAUUUACUUUGUGAGAAUGAAGAAUGGAUUUGAAACGAAAAAGGACAUUUACUUGAAAAACCCAUCAGCCCUGUUUUUAUUUGUGAACGUUUGGUUACCAAAGACCUAAGGGGUACAGUUUUGCCUGCAGUAUUUUGUCUGGAGGGCAGGAUCUCAAUCUGUGACCGAUACUAGACUGGAUGUGACCAGGACCUUGUAUUGUUCGAGUUUAGCGUGGUGAUACUUAAUUAGGCUCCCAGUUAAUACUACACUAUUUUACCUUUCUAAAAUAGAUUUCUUUUUCCUGUGACGUUUUAUAAUUUUUAUGUAAAUACAUAGAAAAUUGUAAAAGUAACAUUUUACUUAUUUUUCACAGAAUUUGUACAUUUUUAGAGCCCUUGUUUUUGAAAGGAGGGGUCCUUUUUUAGGCUAUUUAUUUUAGUAUAGUGAUAAUAUGGAUGUGAUUUCAUCUUUUUCUUUUUCUCGAUUCUGCAGUUGGGUGGGAAGGAAAGGGGCGGGAUGGAGUUGUAUGUGACCUUUGGAGCAAUGGUGUCCGCUCCUGCUCCAGAUACACAGAUUUCCAUGUUCCAGAGCUCAUCAGAAGUUAAAGAUUUCAGUGGAUGCAACAUUUUAUUCUUUUUAUUUUUUUACAGGGCAUUCAGAGCUCAUAAUCGACAUGCGCUGCAUUAAUAUUGGCUUAUUGGGUUUUCAAUCAUGCAAUACGUUUUUUUUUUUUUUGCUUUACUUUACGCAGUAAUUUAUGGACAAUCCUCAGCUCUGAAAUGGAUAUCUGUGGAAGGCUUUCCUCCCUGGCCGAGCGGAGCGCUCCGUUGGGUUCGGCCGCGCUGUUUGACGAAGCCUCGCCCCGCCGCCGGGGCGGAGACGGAGAGCCCCCGGGGCGGGGUGCAGACUGCCGACCCCGUGUCUGUCUCUGUAAUAAAACAUGAUGUCAUUAAAGAGCGCCGGUGUCCCGCAGCCUUGAUUCACCGCGGCUAAAGCGCCGGCCUCUUCAGACCGGUCUCCCCCUGGCCCCGGGCCUGUACAUCACCGCCCCCUCAGGGACAUGGCUUACCGUCGCUGUUCCAGCCCGGCCGAGUCUGCAGCUUACGUAACCCAGCCCAAAAUACCGGGGGCUGCCUUCUCCCUCUGCUGUGACAAACGCUUGUUAAAGGCCCACGCGCGUAGGUUUCCUGUUUUUCAGCUUUUCAUAUCAUCUUGGAGCUUACAAUUUGUGUUCCACACUGAUCCAAGUGAAAAAUUAAUUAAAGUAUGCAUUUUUGAGUCAAAGAGCUAUAUUUCCAAGCUGAUUGUAGAACAAUUUCCCAUGUGACAUGACGUAUGUUUUUGCAUAAUUAUCAGAUGACUUUGCUAAAUGUUACAGUAACACAGAGAGCUGACCAGAGGAGGCGGUGAAUUGGGCUCUCGGGGCAGGGACUUUUAAAAGGAAACCUCUGUCACUGCUCUUUUGUGGGCGUUUUAGAUUCUAAAUCCAGGAAGAGAAAGCUGAUGCAUGUGGGCCUUUAAUAAAACGUACACUGGGACAUUUGGCAAGAUUUAUAAUGGUCCGACAUUUUGAAAACGUUCAGAGAGUAAUGCCACAGCGGAUAACCUGCAAAACAAUAAAAGAUUAAUGUGUCUGCGCUGA
Conger conger (European conger) is the source of this 8420-nucleotide messenger RNA. It is a transcript of the gene nhsl1b, whose product is annotated as NHS-like 1b. NCBI's taxonomy places the organism in Eukaryota, Metazoa, Chordata, Actinopteri, Anguilliformes, Congridae. The record is from RefSeq and is a predicted model, not a curated record. The transcript is spliced from 8 exons. Bases 1060 to 5721 code for a protein of 1553 amino acids. Gene Ontology annotation, biological process: cell differentiation.